Molecule: messenger RNA, 2964 nt
Organism: Glycine soja
Lineage: Eukaryota; Viridiplantae; Streptophyta; Magnoliopsida; Fabales; Fabaceae
Product: mitogen-activated protein kinase 16
Exons: 10
Coding region: 700-2415 (571 amino acids)
Biological process (GO): intracellular signal transduction; protein phosphorylation
Cellular component (GO): cytoplasm; nucleus
Molecular function (GO): MAP kinase activity; ATP binding
Source: RefSeq, a predicted model, not a curated record
UCCAGUCUUGUUCCCUUUAUUAUGCGCGUCUCUGUUUCUGAGCUUAAUACACCACACCACACCAUUCUUCAACUUCAACUACAUUACAUGUUCUCUCUGUCUUUCCGAUUCUCUUUCUGAGAUCCAAAAGCCUUACUUUUUCUCCCUCUCAAUUCUCCUUCUAAUCUCUAGAAUCCGCUUCUUCAAUUCCCAGUUUUCUCCACACCAAAAAACGAAUCUUAUUCGGCUCUAAAAUCCUCACCAUCUCAUUUUUUUUUCUCUGUCUCUGUUUUUUAUUUUUUAUUCGUUCCCUUUAGCCCUGUUAGUGAUCAUCGCCACAAGAUUAGUUUUUCCGCUGAUUCUCAGCUUAAUUGAUUAGAAUAACUCGUUUUCCAGCGUGAUCUGUAACUGGGGCAUUUACAGCUACAUUUUUGGUACUUCCGCCAAAUUGUCUAUGUUGUUCUUGUUUCCUCUUCCGAAUUCUCCGUCUCUUAUACAAUACAGUGCUAUGUAGUGUAGUUUACGUUCCUUUGUUACAAUCGCGGGUGUUAUUUUAGCCGCCAAAAUUUACUGGGUCUGUCUUCUUAUUGUUGAGCUCUGAAGGUCUUUAUUUUCUUUUUUUACUCCUUAAUUUAUCCAUUUUUCUUUUUUGCACUUCUUUUAUUAUUGCGGUUGAGGGGGUUGUUGGAUCAUUGACGAGUUUUAUGCUUAAAUUUCAAGAUGCCGCAUGAUCAGAGAAAAAAGUCGUCUGUAGAUAUAGACUUCUUUACAGAAUACGGCGAAGGGAGUAGAUACAAAAUAGAGGAAGUAAUAGGUAAAGGAAGCUAUGGUGUUGUUUGCUCUGCAUAUGAUACACACACUGGAGAAAAGGUUGCAAUAAAGAAAAUCAAUGACAUAUUUGAACAUGUUUCUGAUGCCACUCGCAUUCUUCGUGAGAUCAAGCUUCUUAGACUCUUACACCAUCCUGAUAUUGUGGAGAUCAAGCAUAUUUUGUUACCUCCUUCUAGAAGGGAAUUCAAAGAUAUAUAUGUUGUUUUUGAGCUUAUGGAAUCUGAUUUACAUCAGGUCAUCAAAGCAAAUGAUGAUUUGACUCCAGAGCAUUAUCAGUUUUUUCUCUAUCAGCUUCUUCGAGGCUUGAAGUAUAUACACACAGCAAAUGUAUUUCACCGAGAUCUAAAGCCAAAAAAUAUUUUAGCAAAUGCUGACUGCAAACUGAAGAUUUGUGACUUCGGUCUUGCCAGAGUGGCUUUCAAUGAUACGCCAACUGCUAUAUUUUGGACAGAUUACGUUGCAACAAGGUGGUAUAGAGCUCCUGAAUUGUGUGGAUCCUUUUUCUCCAAGUAUACCCCAGCUAUAGACAUAUGGAGCAUUGGCUGCAUUUUCGCAGAACUUUUAACUGGAAAACCUCUUUUCCCAGGGAAGAAUGUUGUCCAUCAAUUGGACCUCAUGACUGAUUUUCUUGGAACACCAUCUCCUGAAGCCAUUGCUAGGGUACGGAAUGAGAAAGCUCGGAGAUACUUGUGUUGCAUGCGUAAGAAGAAGCCAGUUCCUUUCUCCCAAAAGUUUCCUAAUGUAGACCCCCUUGCUCUUCGUGUGUUAGAAAGAAUGCUGGCAUUUGAACCUAAGGAUCGACCUACUGCUGAAGAGGCUCUAGCAUAUCCAUAUUUUAAAGGCUUGGCCAAGGUUGAGAGAGAACCUUCUGCUCAGCCAGUUACCAAGAUGGAAUUUGAAUUCGAGAGACGUAGGAUAACAAAGGAAGAUGUGCGAGAGCUUAUAUACCGAGAGAUUCUGGAGUACCAUCCAAAGAUGUUAAAAGAACAUCUAGAGGGAGAAGAGCCAACAGGAUUCAUGUAUCCAAGUGCUGUGGACCACUUCAAGAAACAAUUUGCAUAUCUUGAGGAGCAUUAUGGAAAAGCUGGAACUGUUACUCCACCCGAGAGGCAACACGCAUCAUUACCUAGGCCAUGUGUGUUGUAUUCUGAUAACUCAAGACAAAAUAUGGCUGAGGUUGCAGAUGAUAUCUCCAAGUGUAUCAUCAAAGAAGUUGAGAAGCCAGCCAUGGACAGGACUGGUGGUAUCCCAAUGACCAGGCUUCCUUUACAAGCUCCUCAAAAUAUUCAAGGUGUGAUGACUGAUCGUAUUGCUUCAGGUGUUGCUGCGCGGCCCGGAAAAGUUGUAGGUUCAAUAUUGCAUUACAACAACUGUGGGGCAGCAGUUACAGCUGAUGCUGAGCAGCGGAGGAUGGGUAGAAAUCCAUCUGUUUCAGCCCAGUAUGCUGCUCCAAGCAGUUCAUAUCCAAGACGAAACCCAAGCUGUAAAAGUGAGAGGGCAGAAGAAGUGAUCGAAGGUGCUAAUGGACUUCAGACUAAGCCUCAACACAUAACACAAAAAGUUGCUGCUGCUGCUCUAGGGGGACCUGGUGGUAAUUGGUAUUGAUUUUGGAAAUGUUGAAUUUGUGUCCUGCAACUGCUUUGUGUCAGCAUAUCAGGUUUCUUGGCCUACACGGAACGCAGAUCAAUCAUCUGAAUUGAAUAAAGAUAUGAGAGGCCAUAGCAUCGACAAUAUCGAAGGAUGAGAGAGCUAAAGGGAUUAGAAUACAAGGAAGUCUCUAGCUGAUUUUUUAUUAGAUCUUGCAAUUCGGUCCACCAAUUUGAAGUUUGGAAGGUUCGACAUGGUGCAAUUAUGAUUUUCUUGCUGUCUAGUUCGUUAAAAACAGAGAAUGAAAGAUCUGAAAAGCAUGAAAUGAAGAUGGCAGUGCAGCUGCUGCUACAUAUUUGUUCUAUUCUCUUGCUGAAUAUAAUUGCCUAGCCUUCUUAUUUUGGGCACCAUCCAUAACAAUGAUAUUGUAGUUUUAUAACCUAGUGGCUUGUAGUCAAAUAAUCAGUUCUUUUUCUGUAACGUCUCUCUCUCUGAAGAUUAUUUAGAAACGGGAUUUGGUCUUAAAAAUAGUUAAGGAAUCAAUAAAUAGAAAGUUUUUAUUAGAAA